Molecule: messenger RNA, 935 nt
Organism: Daucus carota subsp. sativus
Lineage: Eukaryota; Viridiplantae; Streptophyta; Magnoliopsida; Apiales; Apiaceae
Product: RING-H2 finger protein ATL70-like
Exons: 1
Coding region: 253-762 (169 amino acids)
Source: RefSeq, a predicted model, not a curated record
AUUUAAAAAUCAUCCAGCCAGGAACUCAUUUAAUCUACAAAAUUUAAUAUAAUCUUUAUAUAUUCAACUGUUAUUUUCUUCAUUCUUGAAUUUGAAUACAUCUUCCCUUGGUUAAUACUUCAAUCUCUCCCUUUCUCUUUCAGCUUAGCAUUGACUUUGAGGAUAUCUGAAUCCUCAAAUAGCCAUUUCAAUGGUAUGGCUGAUCAGACAGACUCCAUAUCUCUUUCUUUCUAGUACAGGCAUCUCAGGAAGAUGAACACUACCAACUCAGGGGGGUUCCUGGACGCUAACAACAUAGGUGGUUUCGGCUAUGGCAUUGGAGUGUCGGUGGGAAUUCUACUACUUAUUACGACUAUUACAUUAGCUUCAUAUUUUUGCACCCGCGUUCAAACCACACCACCAGGCACAGGCCCUGAUAGGAUGAUCAUAUCAGAACCGCCUAAUAUGCAACACAUUGUCAUUGAGGUAGGCCUCGAUGAGGAAACACUGAAAAGCUAUCCAAAGCUGCGUUACUCUGAGGCCAAGCUCAAUAAUAAGGACUCCACAGCAACGUGUUGUUCCAUAUGUUUAGGGGACUACAAAGGUAGUGACAUGCUGAGGUUGCUUCCAGAUUGUGGACAUCUGUUUCAUCUCAAAUGUGUGGACCCUUGGUUGCGAUCCCAUCCCACGUGUCCGGUUUGUAGAACGUCUCCCUUGCCAACGCCUCUUUCGACUCCUCUGGCUGAGGUGGUUCCAUUGGCAACAAGAAGGGAUAUCGGAUAAGUAUUCUGUUCUGUAUUUUCUGUUUUCUGUAUACAGUAGGUUUAGACUUUUCACAGAUUUCUUUACUCAGUUGAAUUAGGUAGAUAGAUCUAUUCUUCACUUGAAUUGCUCCUCAUUCUAUGUCCUUUUAACCAAGUACCAAAGUUUCAAGUAUUCAUAUUCAUGCCAUGUCC